Cotesia congregata is the source of this 963-nucleotide messenger RNA. NCBI's taxonomy places the organism in Eukaryota, Metazoa, Arthropoda, Insecta, Hymenoptera, Braconidae. The record is from the annotation of a GenBank genome assembly.
CGAAAAUGUGAGCCUGAUGGAAAGGAGGCAAAGGCUGAAUUAGCUGUGCAACGCAAUAUGUUUCCUAGCGCUCAAAUUAAAAUGAGAUUGCUGUCGCCAAGCAGUUCGCCAGCAACAUCGCCCACGAUGUCUAACUCAUCGUCUCCAACACCGCCAACACCAGUAGCUCCUGCAUACAACGCUAAAAUGCCAGGUAUACCGUGUGUUGCAGCAGCAUCGAGGUACACCGCGCCAGUUCACAUCGACGUUGGGGGUACCAUAUACACCUCCUCGUUAGAAACGCUUACAAAGUACCCAGAGUCGAGACUAGCCAAGCUAUUUAACGGUAGCAUCCCCAUUAUGCUGGACUCCUUGAAACAACAUUACUUCAUCGAUCGAGACGGUGGCAUGUUUCGACACAUUCUUAAUUUCAUGAGAAAUUCACGGUUACUUAUACCUGAAAAUUUCGCCGACUUGGAUUUACUUCUUGAGGAGGCCCGGUACUUUGAUAUUGCGCCAAUGUGCCGACAAAUAGAGCAAUUAAAAAAAGAACGUACAAAAAAUGGAAGCACAGUGGAAUCAUCAAGCCCACUGUCAUCCCUGAUAGGCCGAGACGGUCGAGUAACACCACCCAGCAGAGACGGUGACAAAAGAUCAACACCGUCUUUCGAGUGUCUGGCUUUGCACGUGAGCCCAGACCUAGGAGAACGCGUGAUGCUGUCAGGCGGGCGUGCGCUGGUGGAUGAAGUCUUCCCGGAGACAACGCAAGCGGUAAUUGACGCGCGCUCCGGAGUCGCCUGGCACCAGCAAGACACUCGUCACGUAAUUCGGUUUCCUCUCAACGGGUACUGCAAGCUCAAUUCGGUCCAAGCGAUCACGAGGCUCCUCAAUGCGGGCUUCAGAGUGGUCGCCAGCAACGGCGGUGGUGUUGAGAGCCAGCAGUUCUCGGAGUACUUGUUCGUCAGACAGGGCAUCAACACUUGA